GCCGUGUCCGACUCUCGCUCCCCCAAAGACAAUGCUUCCGAGGCUCAUAGAUUUGUAUAAACAAGCCAGGCAGAUCCAAUACAUUGGCUGGUACGGAAUAUGGGUUGCUGCUUUGCUGGGAGUCUGGAUUAUCACACCGUUGGCGUACCAGCUUGCCGGUGGGCUGUCCAAUGCCAGCUCGCGGGAUCCCUUGGACGGCGUGUGGCCUGCGAGUUGCCGUGGCUCGUCCGGACUAUUGGCAUCGCCACCGCAUUCGAGCGAUCUUGUUUGGGAUGCUCUUUAGCACCAAUAUUUUUCUCCUAAUUUUGUCCGCCCGUGGCUGGGCCGACGUCCAGCAACGCGCGGCGAAGCUCGCCGUCCUGAACCUAUUGCCACUCAAUACGGGCCUGACCUUUGGCCUCCGGCCCAUCUGCUCGGACUCAGCCGCUCUGCCGUUACAUGGUCGCAUCACUAGUGGGGACGGGUGAUGGCCGCCCAUUCCCCUCUUCAUGGUCAUUGCCAUCGCCUCGCUGAGACAUGACUGGGUUCCCUUACUGGCAGCUACUGCCGUUCUUGUCAUGAUCCCCGUGAGCUUGCAUGCGGUUGUGCGACGGCACUGUCAGGUCGCCAUAAGAUUCCACUACUCUCUGGCGGUCACGACAAUGGCGGCCCUGGCGUAUGAUACGUGGGACCAAGGAUCGGAAUCCCGCUGGCAAGCGGUUGGUGCUGGGGCCCUAUGUAUCAAGCUGAGUGCCGUUGCCAUCUCUCAUGCCGUCUUGAUCCAACAAUGCUGGGGGGCGGAAUGGCCCACCGUGACCAUCCGUCCCUUUCAUGAGCUGCUUCGUAUCGACAUUACAGUGUCCCCCCAUUGACACAUCCGGCCGGCGCAGUACGUAUACCUCUGGUUGCCUCAUGCGAGAUUUCGCUCGUGCUUCCAACUCCAGCCCUUCUAUGUCGCUUGCUGGGAAAAUGCGCCCACCAGCGUCGGCAGCCCGCACUGUUGCUGAGGCCGUACGGCCGAUCGAUCGACUACACCCUGUUUGGGACGAUC
Molecule: messenger RNA, 1030 nt
Organism: Aspergillus vadensis CBS 113365
Lineage: Eukaryota; Fungi; Ascomycota; Eurotiomycetes; Eurotiales; Aspergillaceae
Exons: 2
Coding region: 489-851 (120 amino acids)
Source: RefSeq, a predicted model, not a curated record